UAGAACAGCGGUGGAGGAUGUUGGGGGUUGUUGUGCAUGCUAUGUGGGGUCUGUCAGUGUUUCUGUUGUGUGUACAGGUUGCCGUUAUCUCUGCAUUUUUGCACCUCCCUGUGUCAGGCGCAGAGAAGCCCCCGUCCGCUCGCCCUGCCCCCAGCACUGAUAUGUCUGUGCUACACCGCCAGUAGUUUUGGGAAAUUCUUUCUGGAUCUCCAGGACACGUCCGGUCCGCUCCGCCACCUCUAUAAUCGUCGGGGCCCCAAUUGAAGUUUCCCUUAUGAGCGCUCAGGGGCGCAGCGAUGCAGUGAAGUUAAAGGGGUUGUCCACCUUUGACCAUACUUCUCAGAAUGCAAAUCACCAGAACAAGUGGGGAAUCCUGGGAGACCUCAGCGGCAGAAUUCUUUACAGUCAUGGAGGAACCUGGGGGUCAUUCUCAGGACCGUCCACCCCCCGCCGCUGAGGGUCAGUCGCCUCCCCAAGACUGUGAAGGAGAUGACCACAAAUCAGAAGCACAGCUAGCGGCAGAGAUUGCACUGGGAAGUGAAGAGUUAACUCAGGAGCAGCCGGGCUUUGUGACCCCUCCAUCAUCAGAAGACUCCCAUGAGACCUGUGACCCCCAAUCCGACCCCGCUGCCCCCCGUAACUCGGAACCUGCAGAUCAUGUAGCUGCUAUACCUCAAACCGCAGACCCUGAUGAAUCUAAAACUGUGACCCCAGAAAUCCCCCCCGUCCAGGAGGUCCCACAUGUGAAGGACGAUCCCGAAGAAAACCUGGAGACCGAGGUCUCCUUAGAUACCAUCAGCACCAAAGAUCUUCUGUCCAAGAUCCACAUCCCGCCAUCCCAGGAGGCUUUACUGGAUGAGAUAGAGAGUGAGCUGAACUUCUCCGAGGUGGACUACAAGUUACACAAUGGCAUCCGUAAAGGUGGCUUAACCCUGGAUAUGCUGGAACAGUGUGUCCAUGACAAGUAUAUGCAGCAGGAAAACUCCAUUAAAAGGUUAAUUGAGGAGAAUAAGAAGCAUCAGCAGCUGAUCUUGGACAUUUGCUCUGAGAAGGACCAUCUAAGAGAAGAGCUGAAGAAGCGAGGAGACACUGAGGUCCUGCACCUGAACUCCAUAAAGCAGCUUGAAGGGAGGAUCGAACAACUCAUUGGAGACCUCAAAACAGCUAAAGACAGAAUGACUGCACAAGAUGCGACUUCCAGAAACACCAUCCAGCAUCUGCAUAGGGAAAUGGCUCUGAGGACGGAGCAGGCCAAUAAGAAAUGUGAAGAGGCCCGACAAGAGAAAGAGGCGAUGGUGAUGAAGUACGUGAGAGGCGAAAAAGAGUCUCUGGAUCUUCGGAAGGAGAAAGAGGUUCUGGAGCGGAGGCUGCGAGAAGCCAACAAGGAGAUUGAGAAGAACAGCGCCAGGAUCAAGAUCCUAACUCAGGAGAAAGGACGGCUCCAUCAGCUGCACGAGGCCAAGGAGAACGAGACGAGCCGGCAGAACCGAGAAAUCGAAAAACUGAAGGAAGAAGUGAAUUCAUACGCCAUCAAAGUGAAGUGGGCUCAUAACAAAUUAAAAACGGAGCUGGACUUGCACAAGGAAACCAAAGACAAACUGCGGGAGUCAACGGCCAAACUAAACCAAGCCAAGGAGGAAGCCGAGCAGAUCCGCCGGAACUGCCAGGAGAUGAUUAAGACUUAUCAGGAAUCUGAAGAAAUUAAAUCCAAUGAACUGGAUGCAAAGCUGCGGGUCACCAAAGGGGAGCUAGAGAAGCAGAUGCAGGAGAAAUCUGACCAUUUGGAGGAUUCUAAGGUUCACCAAGCUAAAAUGAAGGAGCUGGACGACCUGAGACGUACGUUUACAGAGGGCAUGGACGAGCUCCGCACACUACGAACCAAGGUAAAAUGCUUAGAAGCCGAGCGGCUAAGGACGGAGGAAGAGUUGUCCAAAUACAAGGAGCUGAUAAACCGGCAGAAGGCGGAGAUCCAGAACCUGCAGGAGAAGGUGAAGGUGGUGGAGGAGCAGGAGCAGCGGCACCAGAGGGACCAACAGGAAAUUCAGAGCUUGCGGGAUGAAGGGAGCAGCCUGAACUCGGUCAUCUCUGACCUGCAGCGGGAUAUAGAGGGGAGCAGGAUGCGGGAGUCUGAGCUGCUGGGAUUUACUGAGAAGCUGACCAGUAAGAACGCCCAGAUCCAGUCCGAGAACAACUCCUUACAGGCUCACCUGGACAAGCUGCUGUGUAGUGAGGGCGAGCUGCGCACCCAACUGGAGCAGCUCCUGCACAGCAACACUGACCUGGAGCGGAGGCUGGCUGCAGAGCAAGCUCUCAGGAAGCAGGAGAUCCAGGCGCUGCAGGCGGAGGUGGACAGUCAGCGGCAGCGCGCCGCCUCACUGAAUACUCGGAUUGAGGAGCUGAACAAUGAUGUCAGCACCCAGAAGAGGAAGCAUGCCGUCAACCUGAAGGAUCUCGCCAAACAGCUUCAGCAAGCACGAAAGAAGAUGGAGCAGAUGGAGAACGGCAACUAUGAGAAAGAUGUCAGCAGCAUGGGCAGCCGCUCCAGUUCUUCCGGUUCUCUCAACACUCGAAACAACGAGGACCGAUCGCCAGAAAACACGGGAACCACGACGGCCGUGGAUAGCUUCCCAGAAGUGGACAAAGCCGUCCUGAUCGAGAGAAUAAUCCGUCUCCAGAAGGCGCACGCCCGGAAAAAUGAGAAGAUAGAGUUCAUGGAGGACCACAUAAAGCAACUGGUGGAGGAGAUUAGAAAAAAGACAAAAAUUAUCCAGAGCUAUGUGUUACGGGAGGAGUCCGGGACUCUGUCAUCUGAGGCAUCAGACUUCAACAAGGCUCAUCUGAGCCGGCGAGGGGGCAUCAUGGCUUCCCUGUACACCUCCCACCAGGCGGACAGCGGCCUCACCCUGGAACUGUCCCUGGAGAUUAACAAGAAGCUGCAGGCUGUGCUGGAAGACACCUUACUGAAGAACAUCACCCUGAAGGAGAACCUCCAGACUCUGGGGAUGGAGAUCGAGCGUCUGAUUAAGCAGCAGAGUGGCGGUGAGCGCAGGAUGUGACCGCCGGCCGCGGCAUCGCAGCUCAUGGCUCUCCUGGGGGCACAGAGAUGUCAGAAAUCCCAGAAACCUUAUGUUAUUGGAAGAACCUUUUGCACUAAUUACGAGGGGGAAUAAUGAGAUGAACACUCCUGUGACUCCACCCUCAACAGCGCUUCCAUUCAGGUUAAGCAAACAGUUUUAUUACUUAUUCCCUGGCCACUCACCUGAUCUUAUAGAACUACAUCUGCCAGAAAGCCCUGGGCAGUCACAUGUUCUGUGCUCCGGGUUCUUCCAUCAGAUCACUCCAUGUGGACGUCAAAUGUCAAACUCCUGAUCGGUAAAUAGAAGCCAUUUUAUCUGUUUGUCUCUGGGAAAGCUGGGUGACGAGCCGUACGGCCAGCAAUGCAGAGCCCACGGGUGUGUCACCCAGCUUUCUGCAAUUCCCAGGUCUGUCGAGAUAAAUGCCACUGGGCAGGGGGAGUGUGUAAGCAUCACAAGGCAAUCUGCCCUGCAGGAGUCUGGAAAAGCUGGGUGACUAAGUGGCUGCCAUUACCGCGACCUCCGGGGCUGGUACCCCUGACUUCUUCAGUUUACAUUUCCUUGUCUCCACUCACAUCCAAAGCUGCAGCUUGACAGUAGUUUAGCCCCGCCCCUCGAUCAGACGUGCUUAUCAACUCCCACAAUGCACUGCAGUAAGAGGGCUGCAGUUCCUUAGAAAUCUAUGUUUAGCUUUAGACCUAACUGGAGCAGAACACGUCGUAGUCUAGGGAUCGGCAGGAAGAAAGGAGAAGAAAUGUAGAUUUCCUUUAAAGUCACAACUUUAAAAAUAAUUUAUACUUCUACUGAGUCUACUGCGCAGCCUGCUGACGGGUGACGGGAGCGCAGCGCGCCGAGGAGGGUGACGUCUGCUGACAACUUCACCUAUGUAGUAGAUGUCACCUGCAGUCCUAUGUAACACCACAGAUAACACAGUGAUUACUCUCUGAGUACAGAUAAUGUAGUAUAUGUCACCUGCAGUCCUAUGUAACACCACAGAUAACACAGCGAUA
This is a messenger RNA of Bufo bufo (common toad), 4084 nucleotides long. RefSeq names its product coiled-coil domain containing 186 (gene CCDC186). Gene Ontology annotation, molecular function: small GTPase binding. The transcript is spliced from 16 exons. Gene Ontology annotation, biological process: vesicle cytoskeletal trafficking. The record is from RefSeq and is a predicted model, not a curated record. Bases 345 to 3056 code for a protein of 903 amino acids. Gene Ontology annotation, cellular component: trans-Golgi network. Lineage: Eukaryota; Metazoa; Chordata; Amphibia; Anura; Bufonidae.